Molecule: messenger RNA, 569 nt
Organism: Centropristis striata (black sea bass)
Lineage: Eukaryota; Metazoa; Chordata; Actinopteri; Perciformes; Serranidae
Product: CD209 antigen-like protein E
Exons: 6
Coding region: 24-569 (181 amino acids)
Molecular function (GO): signaling receptor activity
Source: RefSeq, a predicted model, not a curated record
CAUCACUCUCAUGUAAGUAAAACAUGGUUUGUAGAGAUGAAUCAGAGAUCAUCACAGAACUGGGAAAUGUUCCUGAUGCUUCAGCCAGAAGUGUCACCCUGAAGAGUUACACUGACCCUGCAGGGACUGGGGGAAAUCUGUUCCGGCUUGUUUUCCUGAGCUUUGGAAUCUUGUGUAUCCUUCAAGCUUCUCUCAACAUUUCACUGCGUCUCACUCUCUAUAAGACAGUCGACACUGAGGCCAUUUUAAGGAACGUGACUGAAGAGAGAGACGAGUUAAAGAGGAUGCUGGCUGUCUUAGGAUGGGUGUAUUUCAGCAACAGUUUCUAUUACAUUUCCUCAUCGAAGGAAUCCUGGCAGGACAGCAGAAGUUACUGUCAGCAGAGAGACGCAGACCUGCUGAUCAUCAACAGCAUAGAAGAGCAGGAAUUCACAAGACGUUUCCAAAAGCCCAUCUGGAUUGGACUGACUGACCGAGACACAGAGGGAGUGUGGAAAUGGGUGGAUGGGAGUCCGCUGACCACAAGACGCUGGCUCCGUAACUCACCAAACUCUAAAGACAACAAGUGA